Messenger RNA from Symbiodinium pilosum, 1383 nucleotides. Lineage: Eukaryota; Dinophyceae; Suessiales; Symbiodiniaceae. The record is from the annotation of a GenBank genome assembly.
AUGGAGCUGAAGACCAUUCGCCGAGAGGAUGCCGCGUGGCUGAAGCUCUUGCGUGUGGAACGUGCGGAUACGUUGAAGUACCAGGCCAAGGAGCGCGUGAUGCAGAACGUGGCUUACACUUGGCUUGUCGCGAACAUCCUGCCUGGCAUAGGCGAGGACCAUGAGGCAGCUUCCUGCGCCCUGCCAGGAGGCCCUGUGGGCACGCAGCCUUCGGCCAGCGAGGCCGAAGCUGACUGCGCUGAGCUGGAUGCCGAGCGAGAAGUGCUUGAAGCCGCCGCAGCCACACAGUCCUUCAAGAUGUCGCAAAGUUCCCAUCUCACCGAGCUGGUGCCAGAGGGACAAGGCCCUCCGCCGCUGGAGGAGAAGCCGGAUGCAAGCAUCGCCUGGGAGGUGCAGGAGCCCGUCCCCAUGCACCAGAGUGAGGUCAGCCAGCGAGCCUCUGCAGGUGCCGAGGAAAUCAGACCGGUCACCAUGCAGGACGCAGCAAGCAGCCCUGCGCACUCUGCAGUUACAACUCCAGCUACCAGUGGCUACCAGACGCUGCCGAAGGGAGUGCCAGAUCCUGUUGAGAUUCCAGCAUGUGCGGAUCCUCCCGCAGCUGUCUUCACCGCGGAGGACGAGGCUGUCGUGGGCCUGAAGCGGCGUGGCGGUGUGGAGGUGGUCGUGGAGUCCCCACGAGCCAAGGUGAAUGCUCACCGCGAGCCGCUGUCAGCACGCUCCUCUCAACGCGAAGGCAGCGAGCCGCGGAGCGAGCAGCAUAGGCUGAGCCCGGUCCCGGGCUCCUUGGGCCUGCAAGGUGCACCAGCACCCAUGGUGCCGCGGCAGGGCAGGCCCCCCAGGCAGCCCGCCACGCCAGGAUCCGCGGCUGGAAGCAUGGAGUCUGAACAGCCCGCUCCCCGACGACGCGUGCCUUCUCUUGGGCGAAGACCCAGCUUGCCCAAGGCCGAUGCCGCGAGACGCAGCUCCUCGGCAGGACGGUCCGCGGCUGGCCUCCAGCCCAACCGUAAGCUGGUGCGGAACGCGCUGGAGAAGUACUGCUUGAAGGGCGAAGCCAAUCGAGAACAGCGUGAGCAAGUGCUGAGAUCCUUUGAUCAGGACUUGGAGAGGUUUGAUCGAUUCAUCAUCCUCUUCCGGAGUAUUCAUACUGGACGGCACGACCUCCGAGCCCUGUAUGGAUUUGCAGAGGGCUGCUGGUCUCGCGUUCUACAGAUCCUGCCGUCACCAGCGUCGCUGGAAGAGCGGAUGGUUGUACAGUGCCUGAGAUAUGAUUCUGGCGGCAAGGAGUUCAAAGAAGUACCCGCAUCGCAAGAACCGUUAUCGGUGGCGGAUGCGGUCUUCUUACACCCGCAGUUCUUGCAAAGGUCUCGGGUGGUUGUGCCGUGA